This is a messenger RNA of Coffea eugenioides, 1661 nucleotides long. RefSeq lists its product as uncharacterized. Lineage: Eukaryota; Viridiplantae; Streptophyta; Magnoliopsida; Gentianales; Rubiaceae. The record is from RefSeq and is a predicted model, not a curated record. The transcript is spliced from 5 exons. The coding region runs from base 239 to 1378 and encodes 379 amino acids.
AAGCUGGAAGAAACUGACCGUCUAUACAGUAUACAGCUUCAGACGGACGACAGCCAAGAAAGUCCCAACUCCCAUCCUACAUCACCUGUCCGGCCCCCCGCCCGCCCCAGAUCUGUGAAGCUCUAUUUCCCGCUUUCACUUCACCCCACGCCACGUGGGUGUGCGAGUUAUUGCUGAUUUGUGUCGAGGAAAUCAGCCUAGUGACCGUUUCAUCGUACUUCACAAGCGUCGAGGGAAAAUGGCAGCAGGAGUAACUAGGAAAAUCUCCGCAGCCUCUGCUAGGGCCCACACCAGGAAAUCCAAGCAGAAGUCUUCCGUCCCCGUCCUUCCUUCAGGGAUAUUUAAGAAGAUCCUUGUGGUUUUCUUCAUCGGCUUCUUGGCGUGGGCUUAUCAAGCUACUCGACCUCCUCCUCCCAACCCGUUAGGCACUCCUGAUGGUGCCCCUGUCACAGCACCUAGGAUAAAACUUAGGGAUGGAAGGCAUUUAGCCUACAAAGAGCAUGGAGUUUCAAAGGAUAAAGCAAAGUAUAAGAUAGUAUUUGUCCACGGAUUUCGUUGUUGCAGACAUGACGUUGCCAUUACGGCUACCCUUUCCCAGGAUCUUAUCGAAAGCUUAGGCAUCUAUAUAGUCUCAUUUGAUAGACCUGGUUAUGGAGAAAGUGAUCCAAAUCCUAACAGAACACUACAGAGCAUGGCUUCUGAUUUAGAGGAGCUUGCUGAUCAGUUGGAACUAGGAUCCAAAUUCUAUGUUGUUGGAUUUUCAAUGGGUGGACAGGCACUCUGGCCAUCCAUCAAGUAUAUUCCUCACAGAUUGGCAGGAGCGGCUCUCUUAGCACCAGUUGUCAACUAUUGGUGGCCUGGUUUUCCUGCUAACUUGUCGAAUGAAGCAUACAACCAACAGCUUCCACAAGACCAAUGGGCUCUUCGUGUUUCUUACUAUGCAGCAUGGCUUACCUACUGGUGGAAUACUCAAAAAUUGUUUCCUCCUGCUGCUGCUGUGGCUCGGAGUCCUGCUGUUUUAUCACGUCAAGACCUUGAAUUGAUGGGCCACAAUACUCUAAGACGUGAUUAUGAGGAUCAGAUAACACAGCAAGGAGAGUACGAGUCUCUUCACCGUGACAUGAUAGUUGGUUUUGGAAAGUGGGAAUUUGAUCCUAUGGAUCUGGAGAAUCCCUUCCCAAAUAAUGAAGGUUCUGUUCACAUAUGGCAAGGAGAUGAGGAUUUGCUAGUACCUGCUUCAUUACAAAAAUACAUUGCCAAGCGGCUACCAUGGAUUCACUAUCAUGAACUAGCAGGUGCCGGUCACAUGUUUCCAUUUGCUGAAGGAAUGGGAGACAAUAUAGUGAAGGCACUUGUGAGUGGGAAGAGUGCCAGGUAAUUCUCCUUUCUCAUUCCUAAGCUUCUUUGUGUGAGCUCGUCUGAGGAAUUUUUGUUUUUUCUAGUCCUUUUGUAUUGUGUGAUUAGACCUUUAUUUUUCUUUUUUUUUUUGGGGGGUCAUCAGACUGAAUUGCUCUAUAACAUAGCAUGAUAGCCAAAUUUUGCUCCUUUGGAUUAGAUAGUACAAGAGAUGGAAACAUUUACAUGUCUCGAUUUUGGACAAUUGUUUGUCAUAGAAACUGCUGCAGUCUCAUCUAUAUGGAUCUCUUUGUUUAUUUCCACAA